This is a messenger RNA of Tricharina praecox, 2507 nucleotides long. Its product is annotated as magnesium transporter NIPA-domain-containing protein. The record is from RefSeq and is a predicted model, not a curated record. Bases 445 to 2208 code for a protein of 587 amino acids. Gene Ontology annotation, cellular component: membrane. NCBI's taxonomy places the organism in Eukaryota, Fungi, Ascomycota, Pezizomycetes, Pezizales, Pyronemataceae. The transcript has a single exon. Gene Ontology annotation, molecular function: magnesium ion transmembrane transporter activity. Gene Ontology annotation, biological process: magnesium ion transport.
GUUUGAACGGACACCAUUCGACACCUGGCGGUAUUGCUUGUGAGUGAUACCCAGUGACUGUACCUUGGCACGGCUGCCCAGUGCCGAGCCCCCGGGCCCGACUCUAGGGCCGCUGCCAAUUUCCUCCAUGCAUCGCUAGACAAUCCAACAGUGGGCUCACCUCAUCAUCGAGUAACUAACACCCGCCAAACCGACAUAACUGCGACUCUUCAUGCGCGGUCCCCAGUCCCGCCGUACAUCAACAUGAUAUCCAUCUUCACUUACUAAUUUCUCACCUUACUUUACUUACUUACCUUUCGCCUCGGACCCCCGCACCGCCCGACCUAUCCGACCCCUACUGCGACGUAGUUCUCCGUCACUCCUUGAAUUUCUCUCGACUCCGUUUUCUCCUACCUUUCACAUCCUCACGUCGCGCGGCCGAUCUUACCUUCUUCUCUCGACACCAUGUCGAGCCCGUUACAUACCAUGCAGCAAGCGGCGCUGUCACGGAAUUUCACCUCGUUCCCAGAAGCAACACCAAUACUACUCCCUUAUCCUCCGUCCGACCUCCUCGCGGGGGCAAACGACACAACGCCACUACGAUGGUUCGUGGUGGAAAUCCUCAACGGCGAGGACACGGAGGACAAUCUGAAGCGGUGGUCGUCGUUCAUAGGCAUCAUUAUCGCCAUCGCGGGAAACGUCCUCAUUUCGCUAGCGUUGAAUGUGCAGAAGUACGCGCACACACGGCUGGAGCGAGAAGCGGAGGGGAGGCGAGUGCGGAGGCUGAAGUCACGGAUAGCUGGGCGCCGAGAUCCCGAAUCGCCGGAUGUCGAGGGCGCAGAGGGCGCGGGGGAGAAUGCGCCGCUGCUGGGUAGGGGGGAAAGUAAUGGGACGCUACGAAGUGCGAAGGACGAGGUGGAUUUGGACUCGGAAGCCCCAGUCAGCUAUGUCUCGUCGCCGUAUUGGAUCUUGGGUUUGGUUAUGAUGUUUUUUGGCGAGUGUGGAAAUUUCCUUGCGUAUGCGUUCUGCGCGGCGAGUAUUGUCUCGCCGCUAGGCGUGGUGGCAUUGAUCUCGAACUGUAUCAUCGCGCCGGUGCUGCUUAAAGAGCCGUUCCGCGCGAGGGAUGUCAUGGGGGUUAUUGUCAGUGUCGCCGGCGCAGUGGUAAUCGUCUGGAGUGCCGAGAAGGAGGAGACGAAGCUCGGGCCUGACGAGAUUCUGGAUGCGAUAUCGCAGACCGCCUUCGAGGUCUACUUUGCCGUCACGUGUGUCAUGAUCGUGGUGCUGAUGCGGCUGUCGUCGAAGUAUGGCCAUAAGACGGUUAUGAUCGACCUGGGAUUGGUGGCGCUGUUCGGUGGAUACACGGUCCUGUCGACGAAAGGCAUCUCGUCGCUGAUCUCGUCGUCGUUCUACCACAUCUUCCAGUAUCCCAUCGCCUACCUCUUCACCUUCGUCCUGGCAUCCACCGCUGUCCUGCAGGUCAAAUACAUCAACCGUGCGCUCCGACGCUUCGACUCCACCGAAGUAAUUCCCACGCAAUUCGUACUCUUCACGAUCUCGGUCAUUGUCGGCUCCGCCAUUCUCUACCGAGACUUUGAGACCGUCAGUAAUAGGAAGAUGAUCCUCUUCGGCAUCGGUUGCUGGCUCACAUUCACGGGAGUCUAUCUCAUCUCAUCCCGUCGCAAGCGCGGCUCUUCCAGUUCCUCAAGCUUUAUCGACUCCGCAGAAGACGAAGACGGCGACGUUGCAAUGCCAAUCCCCAUCCUCCCCGCCUCUAGCUCCCGUCCCGGCACCUCAAUCCCCCCUUCCCCAUCCCACAGCACCCGCCCGUCCUUUUACCGCACCAUCUCUGCAGUCUCCUCCAACGCCGUCUCUACCCCCGGUCUUUCCACCUCACCGCCGGAAGCUGUAGCUCACGGUCUCCAAACCGCCGCCUCAGACCCGCUCUUCCCCGGCGCCCACCGCCGGCGCCCUUCCGAGAGCGAACAGCUGCAGCGUGCCUUCGGCCUCAUGCCCGGUAGCAACCUCAUGACCGGGUACCAACUGCAAACCGUCAUCGCCGAACGCACCCUCGCAAGGCAGCGUAGCUACGAGACGACGGAGGGCUCGCCAAGAGCACGCAGGAGUAGUCUUUCUGUCAUGUUGGAUUUUGUCAAGGGGAAGCGGAAAGCUGAUGCCGAUGUUGCGGAGGUGCAGGCGGAGGAUGAUAAUGGUGGCGAGGGGAGGGCGUAACUUCACUCUAGACUUGUGAUACUUUUUUUGAUUAUUUCCUUCCGUAACAUAUACCGUUCCUUCUUGCAUGUAUUUGAUUUGUAGUCCCGGUUUCGUUUAUUGGCUGGAUUUUUGUGCUGUUUGGACUGCUUUAUACCAUCCGUCCGUUCAUUUCGUCUUAUACUUUGUUUUAUUUGGUGGUAUUCACUGCCGCGGAGUUUUCUUUGUAAGAUAGGAGGAAGGAGAGAGGGGGGAUUGAACUUAUUACUGGCGGAUUGGAUGAGAAGCGCUUAUGUAAGUAAUUAUGUAAAAUCUUUGAA